CGAUAAAAUAGGUAUUCGACCCCACAUUGUCGGGUAAUUGCAGGUAAAUAGGCGCGUAUGAUUUGUUCGUAAGUCGCAAAGCGGCAACUCGUAUCAUUUUAAAUCUGACGAUUUUCUAUGAUGUAAAAACGCUCAAGUUGUGAAUCUGUGUACGUGCUCCGGUACACGGUACAGUGGUCGCAGCAUUGCAGCAGCGAGCAGCCACGUUGCUGGUAUUCCUUUAUCUUCCCCUUCUUGAUAAUCAUUAUCGCGCUUGUUAUCAGCUACGACUUCCAUUAAGUCAAUAACAUUCAGUCGGUUUUGACAGGUCGGCGUGUUUCUGUUACGUUGAUUUAAAUAACGCAGAAAAUUAGUUGUGUACUAGUAUUUAGUAUGGUGUUUAAACCAAUUAUUUUGUAAAUCAGCAAAAUAAUAUUGAAAAAAAUUUUAUUUUUAUUUUGUUCACUAGGUAUCUAAAUAUAUCUACAGCCACAAUCAUGGUAAGUCAACUCGAGCGCACAGUCAUCAUUAACAUUAUAUUUUAUUCUUUUGCAAAUUGCAUGAUUCUUUUCAUUUACAUUUUCAGAAAAAAAUAUUCCAGUCCAUGACGUUAAUAUUAACGUUUUCUAUUUGUUCAGAGACUGUACACGGAAUGUCAAACUCCAAAGAUCCAGUUAUUGAAAAAGUAUUAACACAACACAAAUUGAACACUUUUUAAAUUUAUUUUUUUAUUUUUUAAUAAACUAAAUCGUUUUAUGCAUAUAGUUACAAACCCAACAGCAACAUUUUAGAGGCGAAGAACACAAUUCAAAUUAUGAUCACGAAGCAUUUCUCGGACAAGAAGCGGAGGAAUUUGAUAAUUUGACACAAGAAGAAAGUCAAAGAAGACUAGGGUAAUAUCUAAUUUUUGUUUAAUGAAUUUUCAUUACCUACCAUUAAGAAAAAUGUUGUUUUGUAGUUUGAUAGUUGAUAAAAUAGAUAAAAAUAAUGAUGGGUAUGUGACACAAGAAGAAUUAAAAGAUUGGAUCAAAUUCACACAGAAUCGUUACAUAAUGAACGAUGUAACCAGCCAAUGGGAAACCCACAAACCUAUGGAUAAUGGAAAAUUAUCAUGGGCAUUAUAUAGAAAAAAAACAUAUGGGUAUAUGACUGGUAAGAAUAUUAAUAAUAUCAAAAUAUUAUAUUUAUAAUACCUUUAGUAGGUAUUUAAUAUUUUUGAAAAUUGUUUUUUAGAUGAAGAAGCAAAAGAUGCACUGAAUACUGAUGAUUCUUACACAUAUGCUAAAAUGAUAUUAAGAGACAAAAGAAGGUGGAGUGCAGCUGAUGUGGAUGCCGAUGGACUGUUGACUAAAAAAGAAUUUAUUUCGUUUUUACAUCCCGAAGAAAGUGUUCAUAUGAAAGAUAUUAUUAUAGAUGAAACAAUGGAUGAUAUGGAUUCAGAUAAAGAUAAUAAAAUAUCAUUGAAUGAAUACAUUGGUAAUUCUAUAUUUAUAUAAAUUUGUAUUGAAUUUUGUUUUUAACUUUUGUUUUAACCUAUACUACCUAUUUAUUUUAAUUAUUAGCCGAUUUGUAUCCUGGAUUAAAUAUAGCUGAAGAACCAGAUAUUAUCAUAAAUGAAAAAGAACAAUUUAAAACUUACAGAGAUAAAGAUGGCGACGGAUUUUUAGAUAUUGCAGAGGUCAGUAAUAAUAUUAAACUUGAGCUCGUUUUAGUUUAACAAUUACCUUUAUAAUUAUACAGUUUAUUUGAAUUUCAGGUUAAAGAUUGGAUAUUACCUGAUAAUUUUGAUCAUGUCAAUGCAGAAAGUAGACAUCUUAUUUAUGAAUCAGAUUCUGAUGCUGAUGGCAAGCUAACAAAAGAAGAAAUAUUAGCAAAGUAUGACCUUUUUGUUGGGUCUCAAGCAACUGAUUUUGGAGAAGCUAUAUUGAAACACGAUGAAUUAUAGAACAAGAAUAGUUUUAAAACGAACAAUUAUAUAUUUUGAACUAGUACUAAUAUCUAUGAUAUGUUAUGUAAUAAGUAGGGCUCAGAUUUAAAUGCAAAAUGCAUUUUUUUUUUUUUGUGUGUGAUAUUAAACAAUGCUUUCCAUGUACAUAAUUUGAUUCAUGUAAAUAGAGAUUUCAAAGGUGAAACUUUUGACUUUUUGCAUUUUUCAUUUUUGAAGCAUUUUUUCCGUUUCAUUGCAUAUUUGUACAAUAUAUGCGUACAUAACACGAUCAUCGAUUAAAUAUAUUAUGUAUAUUUAAUCUAUGAUAUGACUUAACAAUUUAAAUUUAGUUAAUUCAAAUAUUUUCCAUGUUUUUCGGGUUUUCCAGUCUAUCAGUCAAAUACAGCCACUCAGUCAACACUAUUGUCACUAAUCAUAAGUCAAACUGUUUAAUAUUCUGUUGUUUAUUUAUAAAUAAAAUAAGAAUAAUAUAAAUUACCAAAUAAAACAAUAAAUUAAAUAAAUGUGUCAUUUUUAAGGGCAUUUUCAAGGUAAAAUGCAUUUUUAGCUUUUUGUGGAGCAUUUUUUGAUAUUUUUUUUUGCAUUUAAAUCUGGUACCUAGUAAUAAGUUAUAAAAAUAUAUUUUUUUAGUAAAUUAACAAUAAAAUAUUUUUAUUUAAUAUAGAUAUAUUAAAAAUUAAGAUCUGACUGAAUUUAAAUGCCAAAAAUAUUUUUCUUGUACAUGAUGUUAUACUUUUACAUUGUUUAUUUACCUAUACAGUUUAGUCAUCUUUAAUACUUAUUUUAGAGUCUUUUAUUCUGUUCAUUUUUCAAUUAGAUCAUUGAAAAUUGAUUUGUUUAUUUUAGUGUAAUACACUAUGUAUAAACUGAAAAAAAAUUUGUUUUUAUUUUUUUAACAAUAUACUAUUCUAAUUUAUUUACCUGAAAUUAUUACAUUAGGUUUAAAAACUUAUUUUUUCAUACGAACAUAAAAAUUAUAGUAACUAUUUAUUAAUAGUAAAAUAUUAUCUAUCUUAAAUAUAAGAAUAUGUAUUUAUUUAUUUUUAUUAAAAUUAUGUUAUAUAGUAAAUAAUUAUUUUGAAGAUUUUUACCAAAUUGUAGUAAAUUUAAUCUAUAGUAAUACUAACAUUUUUUUAAAAUUCAUUUAUGUAUUAAAAAUAAUUUUAUGUACCCCUAUGUAUGAAAAAAAAAAUAUGUUUUAUGAAUAUUAACUUACUAAAUACCUAUGUAUGUGUAUGUACUUAUUAGAUUUAUAACUGUUUUUACUUUAUAUUUUUUCAGAAUAAAAAUUUAUGUAUUGUAUAAUUAUAGUUAUUUUUUAAUUUUUAACUGGGAGUCAAAUUAUUAUAGUAGAUUCAUAUAAAAUUCACAAAAAUG
Molecule: messenger RNA, 3304 nt
Organism: Cinara cedri
Lineage: Eukaryota; Metazoa; Arthropoda; Insecta; Hemiptera; Aphididae
Source: the annotation of a GenBank genome assembly